CGCAGCGGGGCCGGUGCCGCUCGGUUCGGUGCGCUGGGCCCGCACACGGACACACGUGCGGGGCCGGGCCGCGCCCCCCCUGCCUCGCCUCGGGGUUAUUCCGGGUGACGGAGGAAGCCGCAGCCGCGGGGCCGCCCCGGCUCCAGGAGGAGCGGCCGCCGCCGCCGCCGCGCACCUGCCCGCCCCCGGCCCGCCCCGAAUCCCCGGCGCGGGGCCGGCGGUAGCGCUGCGGGUGUAGCGGCGACCCGCAGCAUCCCCCGGCGCGGGCCGUGGCCGCCCCGGAGCCAGGCGGUGGGAAGGGACCGUCCCCUUCCCUGCCCGCCGCAGCCAUGGAGGGGGGAGUGCAGCUCCUGAACCGCGACGGCCACAGCAUCUCACACAACUCCAAGCGCCACUACCACGACGCCUUCGUGUGCAUGAACCGCAUGCGGCAGCGGGGGCUGCUCUGCGACAUCGUCCUGCACGUGGCCACCAAGGAGAUCAAGGCCCACAAGGUGGUGCUGGCGUCGUGCAGCCCCUACUUCCACGCCAUGUUCACAAAUGAGAUGAGUGAGAGCCGCCAGACCCAUGUGACACUGCAUGACAUCGACCCCCAGGCGCUGGAGCAGCUGGUGCAAUACGCCUACACGGCUGAGAUCGUGGUGGGAGAGGGGAAUGUGCAGACCCUCCUUCCUGCUGCCAGCCUGCUUCAGCUCAAUGGUGUGCGGGACGCUUGCUGCAAGUUCCUGCUCAGCCAGCUCGACCCCUCCAACUGCCUGGGCAUCCGUGGCUUUGCUGACACGCACUCCUGCAGCGACCUCCUCAAGUCUGCCCACAAGUACGUCCUGCAGCACUUCGUGGAGGUGUCCAAGACAGAGGAGUUCAUGUUGCUGCCCCUUAAACAGGUGCUGGACCUCAUUUCCAGCGACAGCCUCAACGUGCCCUCGGAGGAGGAGGUGUACAGGGCUGUGCUCAGCUGGGUCAAACACGACGUGGACAGCAGGAGACAGCACGUGCCCAGGCUCAUGAAGUGCGUGCGGCUGCCGCUGCUGAGCCGGGAUUUCCUCAUGAGCAACGUGGACACGGAGCUGCUGGUGCGGCACCACUCGGAGUGCAAGGACCUGCUCAUCGAGGCCCUCAAGUACCACCUGAUGCCCGAGCAGAGAGGGGUCCUGAGCAACAGCCGGACGCGGCCGCGGCGCUGCGAGGGGGCCAGCACCGUGCUCUUCGCUGUGGGUGGAGGGAGCCUGUUCGCCAUCCACGGCGACUGCGAGGCCUACGACACGCGCACCGACCGCUGGCACAUGGUGGCCUCCAUGUCCACGCGCAGGGCCCGCGUGGGCGUCGCGGCCAUCGGGAACAAGCUCUACGCCGUGGGAGGCUACGAUGGCACCUCUGACCUGGCCACAGUGGAGUCCUACGACCCUGUCACCAAUUCCUGGCAGCCCGAGGUGUCCAUGGGCACCAGGAGGAGCUGCCUGGGUGUGGCAGCCCUUCACGGGCUCCUCUACGCUGCUGGGGGGUACGAUGGGGCCUCGUGCCUCAACAGCGCAGAGAGGUACGACCCCCUGACAGGCACCUGGACCUCCAUCGCUGCCAUGAGCACCCGGAGACGCUACGUCCGCGUGGCCACGCUAGAAGGCAACCUCUAUGCAGUCGGGGGCUACGACAGCUCAUCGCACUUAGCCACGGUGGAGAAGUACGAGCCCCAGAUCAACACCUGGAGCCCCAUUGCCAACAUGCUGAGCCGCCGGAGCAGCGCGGGCGUGGCCGUGCUCGAGGGGAUGCUCUACGUGGCUGGUGGCAAUGACGGCACCAGUUGCCUUAACUCCGUGGAGCGCUACAACCCCAAAUCCAACACCUGGGAGAGCGUGGCCCCCAUGAACAUCCGCAGGAGCACCCACGACCUGGUGGCCAUGGACGGGUGGCUUUACGCCGUGGGUGGCAACGACGGCAGCUCCAGCCUGAACUCCAUCGAGAAGUACAACCCUCGCACCAACAAGUGGGUGGCGGCGUCCUGCAUGUUCACCCGCCGGAGCAGCGUGGGGGUGGCCGUGCUGGAGCUCCUCAACUUCCCCCCGCCCUCCUCGCCCACCCUCUCCGUGUCCUCCACGAGCCUUUGACACCGAGCCCGGCCGUGCCUCAGCCCCGGGGGACAGAGGUGGCACCUGCUCAGCCCCGCAGGACAGAGGUGGCACCCACCCAGCCCCAGAGGACAGAGGUGGCACCUGCUCGGCCCCGCAGGACAGAGGUGGCACCUUCCCGGCCCCAGAGGACAGAGGUGGCACCUGCUCAGCCCCGCAGGACAGAGGUGGCACCUGCUCAGCCCUGCAGGACAGAGGUGGCACCUGCUCGGCCCUGCAGGACAGAGGUGGCACCUGCUCGGCCCCAGAGGACAGAGGUGGCACCUUCCCGGCCCUGCAGGACAGAGGUGGCACCUUCCCGGCCCUGCAGGACAGAGGUGGCACCUGCCCGGCCCCGCAGGACAGCCGCUCGCUCUGAGCAGGGAGCACAAAUCCCAGCCCAGCCCUUCUUGGGGGCUCUCCCUGCUCUGGGGACACCCGUGGAGGUCACCAGGACCACCAAAUGUGCUUCCAGGGCUGGCCCCUCCCUGGAGGGCAAGAAGAGGGGGCUCUCCCCCCGGCCAGACUCAUCCAGCAUCCCCCAGAAAGCUCCUCUGGCAGGGGGAGCCCGAAGCGUCGCUGCUGUCCGGGAUUGCCGCGCUCCAGCCGUGCCACCGGGCACUGCCAGCCCCGCGGUGGCCCCGGGGGACACGGCCGCUCCUGAAUGUCACUGUAGCCAAACCAAGCCUGCACUGUUCCGGACUCCGGGGCCGCUGCCCGGCUCCCAGGGUGUCUCUUUGAUGCCUUAAACACAGCGAGAGAAGCAGCCCCAGGCGCAGCCCCGCGGGAUGGGGAGGGUCGGAGGCGAAGCUGGACGCAGCAUCCUGAGCCCUCCGGUGGUGCCCUGGGGCACCGAGAGCCCGGCUCAGCCUCGGCCAGUGCCCGGUGGCCACGGGGACCGCGGUGCCAUCGCUGGCCUCUGCCCCUGGCCUGGCCUGGCCUGUCUGCUGCUCCCCUCUCUGCAAAGCAGAUCCUGGGUUUGUGGAAAGGAAUCAGUUCUCGGAGAAACAACAGUCCAGCCUUCUGAACGAGGAGGAUUGCCUGGCAUUACUUUUUUGGGUAUUAAUUUUUUUAUUUGCCUUUUUUUUUUUUUAUUUGAACGCCGAUAUGACUUCAUAUCCCUUUAUUUUUUACUCUGCCCUCGUAUUCCCCAUCCCCUCUGCUCUCGAGGCAGCAGAAGGGAUGCAGUUCCUUUUCUCUUUUGUUGAGGAGAUGAUUCCUGUGCCCUGGGCUCUCUCUGGAUGGGUGGGGUGUGUGCAUGUGUGAGAUGCCGAAAGCAGCACGGGAGGGACCGUUUCCAAUUAGCGGCUCCCUGGCAAUGAAGCAACCACUUUAAUGAACUAAAGGUUGGAUAAAUUAGCACUGUAAGGCCUGUCCUAGAGCCAGGGCCCCCGUGGUGUGGUGUUUUCAGGGUGUGCUGUGUGUGUGAGCCCUGAGCUGAGGCACAGAUCAGGUGCUCUCCACACCACAGAGGAACGACUCAACCACUGGUACCUCAAUUGUGUUCAAAUGUAGCAUUGCAAAUAUGCUCCACCUGUUUGGAACUCAUUCCUUUCUCCUUUUCCCCCCACUGCUCCCCAGUUCUCACUCACAGAGCUCACAUUUCACUCCUGUGGUACCUGUGGGCCUGAAUUUUUAAGUAGCAAGAGAUUUCUCCUUUUUUUGGAGGGGAGAAAGAAGAGUUUGAAAUGAGACAGGGACUCCCCAACUUGAGAUCCUUUUCUUGGCAGUCUGAUUUCCCCUUUGGACAGGUGCCUGCAGGUUUUCCAAGCCCACUGGUAUCCUUCAGCCCACUCACAGUGCCUCAUGUUGUACACCUGGAAUUCCCAGCAGCUUCUGGAAACCAGGGCUGCUUCUCCCUCCAGCCUCUCCCCAAGGACAGUCUGAGCUUCUUGGCUUUUGGAACAGGCUCUGAAUCUUCUUUUUGUCCCCUUCCUGCUGCCCCAGCCUGUCACAGCUCAGCAGCUCCCGUCUCCCUGUGCUGCAGGGGAGUGUCCAGACUCUGCAGCUGUCUCCUGGUCCAUGUGGACUGCCCCAGGAAGGUCAGAGGAAUCUGCUUUGUUCAAAAAAUGAUGAAAUCGGUGAAUUCCCUCUGUUUUGUGCGUGUGCCUCCACCCGAGCGAGCUCUCGACCCUUUCCAUCCCAUUCCUGUGAGCAACAUCAGGAUUCCUCUUUCCUGCUGGGCUCACAUCCAGGUGUCCCUGGCUCCAGGGUCCCCUUGGGAGGAGGAUCAGCCAUGGACAGGUGGAAGGGGCUGGAGCUGGGCUUGGUCUGAGGAGCUCAGGAGGAGAGAGGAACGCAGGGAGAGUGGAGCCCAGGCAGGAGGGGCAGUGCAGGAGCUGCCGAGGGGGAAACAGGGCUGGUUUCAAACAAGGAAUGAGGGAGCUGUGCCUUGGGGCAAAACCUGAGGGGAGAGAGAAAUGCAGCAGCUGAGGGGAGUUGUGGUGCCAGGUACCCUUGGAAUCUUCAGCGGUCACACUGCAAAUCGUGUGUGAGGCUGUCCUGAGCACCAGGGACGGGGGCACAGUGACUCCUGUCCCCCCUGGCUGGGUCCUGAGCAAUAUCCCCUGAGCCUGAGGCAGGGAAAGCCGGGAGGAGGGAGCCUCUUGUCUCUGCUGCCCAAACUAUGCAGGUGCUCUCUGCUUCCCUGUGCCAGAGGGAGGAGGAAGGGAAAGGGCAAAACAAUUCCCCAGCAUCUUCUGGGGGUCCCGAGCCCCCCGACCCACACUGUGUGGACACGAGGUGUCAGCAUCUGCCCUGGGAGAUGCCAGGGUGGGAUUGCUCCUGGUGCUGCACGUCCCCUGCCGAGGAGGAGGAGGAGGAGGAGAGCUCGGAGGGGACGUGUGUCUGUGUCUGUCUGUCUGUGCGUAGCAACCCUGUCUGAGGGGAGGAGAACAACUCUGUGUGGCUUCCCUGCCAGUUUUAGUUCGUGGUGUCUCACCCAAGAUGUUCCUUGUCUGAAUUCCCAGCAGAGGAGCGUCCCCGAGCCGGGGGGCUCCGGCCCUGGGGGCUUUUCCAGCAGGGCCAGGCAGGAGCCCCUGCCCUGAUUUGGGGGCUGCCUUGGCCUCCCUGCUGGGCACACCUGGUCCAGAUCCAUGUCCAAGCGUUGUCACUUUGAUUUCUCUGUAACUUUAUUUAUGUGGAACUCUGUUUCUCGGAAUUUUUUGCACUACACGGGACUGGGGAGGGGACACAAGCAAUAGAAGCCAACG
Messenger RNA from Poecile atricapillus (Black-capped chickadee), 5314 nucleotides. RefSeq names its product kelch like family member 17 (gene KLHL17). The transcript has 12 exons. Lineage: Eukaryota; Metazoa; Chordata; Aves; Passeriformes; Paridae. Gene Ontology annotation, molecular function: protein binding. Bases 330 to 2102 code for a protein of 590 amino acids. The record is from RefSeq and is a predicted model, not a curated record.